AUGGCCUGUGUUGGUCUCAUCUCCCUUAUCCGAACAGUGGAGUUGAAUUUCUUAGAGCCACGGCCACGCUUGGUUGUUGAUUACAAUGGUGAAAUCCAGUGUCUUCGUCAAAGACUUUCUGUUUUGGUAGCCCUUCUUCAGGAAUCUGAGAAAAAGCUGAGUGUUAGCCAGACCGAGAGAGAUGUUAUUGCAAGAGUUAAACAAAUAAGUUUCAGAGCUGAAGAUGAUAUUGAAUCUGAAGUGAUGGAGAUCCUUUCCAAUGGAGCUUCCCAUGAAAGACUCCAUCAAAUCUUGCAACGUCUUGCAGAAGACACUGAAGAACUUAUUGAGCAAAGAAACACUACCCAAAUGUCAUCAUAUAAUCCCGCCCAAUCAAACCAAGAGCACGUCAUACCUGGAGGAGCUUCAAAGCUGCAGGAUGAUGCAAUAAUGGUAGGACACGCCCAAGAAUUGGAGAAGAUGAAGGAGAUGCUCCUUCAACGCUCCACUCAGGAACGACAAGUUAUAUCCAUUGUCGGCAUGGGAGGGAUUGGCAAGACAACUAUGGCCAAAAACAUCUAUGAUGAUCCAUCAAUAAGAUUUCGCUUUCAUCUUCUUGGUUGGGCAACCGUCUCUCAAGACUAUGAUCUGCGGAGAAUUCUCCAGGACCUGUACGGUUGUGUUGCACAAAUGACUGAUAAAGAAAUCAAUGAGGUGAAAAGCACUGCUGAGCUAGCAAACAAAGUACGUCGGCGCCUGAUGCGUCAAAGGUAUCUUCUUGUGGUGGACGACAUAUGGGGCAGCAGAGGAUGGGAUGAUCUACAAAGAUGCUUCCCAGAUGAUUCCAACGGUAGUCGAAUAUUGUUGACUACUAGACUCAAAGAGGUAGCAGAUUACAGUGGAUGUUCAGGUAAGUAUGUUUGCAACUUGCCUUUCCUAAACUCAAAUGAAAGUUGGAAACUGUUUUCCCAGAAGCUGGGAAGCAUAAAAUUGCCUCCAGAAGUUGAAGCAAUUGGUAUGCACAUUGUUAAUAAAUGCCGAGGAUUACCACUUGCUAUUAGUGUAGCCGCAGGGCUUCUAUCCAAAACCAAAAAGUCAGUAGAAAGUUGGCAGAGUAUUGCGUCAGCAAUGAAUCUACCAAUGACCUCAGAUCUUCAUGACCAAUGCUCAACCAUACUCACCCUAAGUUACAACAACUUGCCUUACCAUUUAAAAGCUUGUUUCUUAUACUUUGGAGUCUUUCCUAAAGUUAGAAGAGAAAUCCCCACAAAGGAUCUUCUCAAUUUAUGGAUUGCCGAGGGAUUUGUUAUGGAAGAUAGUGGUAGAAGUUUGGAAGACGGUGCCAUGGAUUACUUACAAGAUCUAAUUGGCAGAAAUCUAGUGCUUAUUAGCACGCUAAGUUUCAUUGGCAAUAUCAAGACAUGUAGAUUGCACGAUUUGUUAUUUGACUUGUGCUUGAGAGAAGUAGAAAAAGAGAAGUUUGUGUCUGCUUUUCAUCAAAGGAGUGAGGAAGUUGGAUUGGGUUACACCGAGCCGUUGUUUGAAUAUGCAAACCGUUGGUUAACAUUUCAAACAAUGAGUAUUCAGCCCAAAUUCGGUGACAACUAUAAUUUUCACAAAUCUCGUACCCUUUUAUUCUUUUUUGGUAAUUAUAGAUAUUUUGGGAUGCUUGUAUCUUGGAGACAAAAUAUGUCUUUCAAGAUGAUUAGGGUACUGGACCUAAGGACAAUUAGCUUUGAUGAGGCUCCAACCUUUGACAUCUCGGAUUUGAUUCUCUUAAGGUACCUAGCUUUGGAUACAAUUAAGUAUGUAAGGGUGCUGAAACAUCACCACAGCUUACAAACUUUAAUUGUUAAGUUUCGAAGUGGAUUAACGAGGGAAGUUGAUGAUGAGGCUUUUAAAGAUCUGAUGGCAAGAGUUAAGGACAUAACUUUCAAAGCUGAAGGUGAUGUUGAAUCUCAAGUAAUGGAGAUUGUUUCUAUGGGGAAUCAACCAUCUUCUCUUGAAGGACUCCAUCAAAUCUUGCAAAGUCUCGCACAAGACAUUGACGGGGUUAUCGAGUGCAUUAAAAAAAGAAGAAACGUUAAAGAGUCAUAUUCUCCUCAAUCCGUUUCGUCAUCAAUCCAUGAUGAGAACAUCACAGUUGGUGGUUCCACCCGCCGGAUUUCAAAGCUUGACGAAGAAGAAAUGGUAGGGCAUGCCAUGGAAUUGGCCAGGAUGAAGGAAAUGCUCCUUCAAGGCUCACCUCCAGAACGACAAGUGGUGUCCAUUGUCGGUAUGGGAGGUAUAGGCAAGACAACUUUCGCCAAAAUAAUCUAUGAUGAUCUGUCAAUUAGAUCCCAUUUUGACCUUCAUGGUUGGACAACAGUGUCUCAAGAUCAUAAUUUGAGAAAGAUUCUCCAUCAUCUUUGUCAUUCUAUUGCACAAAUGACUAAUGAUGAAAUUAGCAAGGUAGACACCGUUGACCUAGCAAACAAACUACGCCAAUGUCUAAUGGGUCAAAGGUAUCUACUUGUAAUGGAUGACGUAUGGGACACUAAAGUUUGGGAUGAUGUCCAUAGAUGUUUUCCAGAUGAUUCCAAUGGUAGUCGAAUAUUGUUGACAACUCGACUCAAGGAGGUGGCACACUAUGCUGGUUUAAGUAAGUAUAUUUGUACCUUGCCAUUUUUAAAUUUGGAUGAAAGUUGGAAGUUAUUUUACUCUAAAGUUUCCAACGAGGAAACCUUGCCGGUAGAACUCGAAAAAAUUGGGAAGCGCAUUAUUCAUAAAUGCCAAGGGUUGCCUAUUGCUAUUGUUAUAGUUGCAGGGCUUCUAUCAAAGACCAUUAAAUCACCAGAAAAUUGGGAAAGUGUUGCAUCUGCAAUAAAUUUAUCUGCCACUUCAACUCUUCAUGAACAAUGUUCAAAGAUACUCACUUUGAGUUACAACGACUUACCUUACCAUUUAAAAUCUUGCUUUUUAUACUUUAGUGUUUUUCCAGAAGAUUAUGAAAUCCCAACAAAAGAUCUUAUCAAGUUAUGGAUGGCAGAGGGAUUUAUUAAAGUGGAUAGCCAAAGAGACUUGGAAGAAGUUGGGAGUGACUAUCUACAAGAUCUAAUUGGCAGAAACUUAGUGCUUAUUAGUGAGCUAAGUUUGCUGGGCAACAUUAAGACAUGCAGAAUGCAUGAUUUGUUAUAUGACUUGUGCUUGAGAGAAGCUAAAGAUGAGAAGCUUUUGUCUGUUAUUUAUGAAGAGAUUGAGAGUGUUCAGUUAGAUGAAACCCAACCAAAGUGUUAUGAUGAAAAUGGCAAUCGUUGGUUAAGAUUUCAAUCAUGGUCGUCUUUCUUGCCCAACUUUAAUUGUGAAAAGUAUACUUUCCACAAAUAUCGAACCCUUUUCUUUUAUGGUCCUUUUAUAACUCCAUGGACUUUGUGUAAUUCUUUCAAAAGGAUAAGGGUUCUGGAUCUAAGUUUAAUUAUGUUCAUCAUGGUACCAAUCAUUGACAUUGAAGAUCUAAUUCUUCUACGAUACUUACGUUUGCGUUCGUUUAAGUAUGUAGGAGCUAUAAAACAUCAUUGUAACCUACAAACAUUAAUUGUAGAAGAUCCCAAUGUUGAUGGCUCUCAAGAUGAUGCGGGCAGAGAGUGGUUGCAUGGUGUUUGGAAGUCUCAAAGCCUAAGGUACAUCAAGUGUCCCUUUCAAUUCCCAAACCCGAAUAUUGAUGAGGAUGUUGUUCAAGAAAAUUUGCAAACUCUUUAUUGGUUGCCUGAUUUUCAAUGUACGAAGCAAUUUGUUUUGAGGAUUCCAAAUGUUCAAGUGAUAGCAAUUAGAUGUAGUGUUGAAGAGUCUGAAUUUCAAGUCCAAACUUGGUGGGAAAAUCUUUGCUAUUUAGCUAAGCUUAAGAAACUAAAAGUUUGUAGUUAUUGGUGUUCAACAAGCCCACUUCCAAGUAUUAUUAGUACUUUCCCACAACAACUUAAGAAGUUAACACUUAUUAGAGUACUACUGCAGUGGGAAGCUAUUAACGCCUUUAGCAUGUUGCCAAAUCUUGAAGUGCUCAAACUUAUCCGUGCAGAGUGCAUGGGAGAAAAGUGGGAAAUCAUUGAUGGCGGGUUUCUCAAGUUGAAGUUUUUAUUCAUUCAUUGUGCAGAAUUGAAGUAUUGGAGUAGUACGGGCGAUCAUUUUCCUGUCCUUGAGCGACUAGCCUUGCACAAUUGCUAUGAUUUAGAAGAGAUCCCUAUGGGUUUUGUAGAUGUUUUGACAUUGCAAUUGAUUGAUUUAAAAGCUUGCACUCCUUCUCUUGUGGAGUCAGCCCGGCAAAUUCGUGAUGAACAAGAGAACUUAUAUGGAUACGAUGAGCUUAUUGUUCGUGACUAUGAUACAUAUUCAGGAGCGCCCCCCGGAUGUUGAGAUUUAGUAAGACGCAAAGGUACCGGUGAUCGAAGAUGUUAAUUAUUUCAUUUGUCCUUACAUGAUGUUAUAUAUUUCUCUCUUUAUUUUUCUCUGUAAUGGGCAUGUAAUUGAGUACACAAUAUCAUAAGUUUGUUUGAAUAU
Ipomoea nil (Japanese morning glory) is the source of this 4512-nucleotide messenger RNA. Its product is annotated as putative late blight resistance protein homolog R1B-8. Lineage: Eukaryota; Viridiplantae; Streptophyta; Magnoliopsida; Solanales; Convolvulaceae. The transcript is spliced from 5 exons. Gene Ontology annotation, biological process: defense response to other organism. The record is from RefSeq and is a predicted model, not a curated record. Gene Ontology annotation, molecular function: ADP binding. Bases 1 to 4368 code for a protein of 1455 amino acids.